UACAGUAAAAAACUCGCACGCGGCACACCGACGUUUUCAACAACACUUGAUUGAUGACAAGCUUCGAAAAGAUCGUCGUCCGUAACCAUAGCGAAGGAAAUGGCCAGCCAGGGAUAAACCGUGAAUCUGGUGGUUCUUUAAAGAUUGUACAGUGAUUUGAAGAGAAAUCAGGAAGAUACGCUAUAUGCGUAGCGGAAUGAGGCUCUACGAUGCACUUGGGAAUGUGUGCAGCGAUGAAACAACAUGUGCGUGAUUUAAGUGCGUUCCAGAAUCAAAUCGAAUUGGCCAGUUGGUCCAUUUGUGAGUGUUCGUAAAAUAGGCAAAAUUUAACAUUGUAUACCGUGUCGUAGAAGAAUCAUCGUCAGCGAUCGUCGCACUCCCACACGUCCAUGUGGGUCUCGAUCGCAAGAUAAACAACCUACGAGGAUUAUUUACCUGCACUGUUUAGUGUUUCCCUUGAAGCCAAUUUUAUGUGCGACCCUGAACCAGGGUCAGAAAUUUAAUCGCUUGACAUAACAAUGCUGCUCCAAACAUUGGGAUAUGACGCAUUCUGGUUAUAUUCGAUUUCGGCCGUUGUUAUGGUCAGCAUGAUCACAACUAUAUUAUCCUGUCUCUGCUGUCGACGUAAACAAGAGAUCAAAAAUGAUCUUCUUGGACUAGAAGGUAUGGUAAAGCUUACAAAUCCAGAGGACACUCUGUUAUCUUCGGGUUCGACCGGUGCAAUCAAUGCACAAGCCAACACUGGUAAUGGUACACUCGGAACAAACACGGCAAAUGCAUCGAAUCUACGGCCAGCCAGUGUUGGUGGUGGGUUUAGUUCUGAUACCGAAAGCAGCAGCAAAAGAACUUCUAAUGCUCCGCACCGAAGCUUACCGGAUAUCCCAAUCGCUGAACCGGCUGGCGAUAACAAUUCCGAACUGUAUGCUACCGUCGGUGACAAAGUACAGGACUUGCCGCAAGGGAGAAGUCCAUCGGCUAGCUUGAAAAAACAGACCAGUGUCUCUCAGCACAGUUCAAUCAGCCAGGCGGAUGACAUAAGUUCCCCUUACGCUCGGGUUAGAUCACCUCCACAUGCUUACGACAAAUUACGUCGCAUGGAACAUCCGUAUGCACAGGUGGUGCCACCAGGAUCAGCAGUCGGAAGUACUGUAUUUGAAGCCGGGACCGGUGGACCUUCUGGGACAGCGAGUCGCUCAAAGCCGCGGGACGGCGAUGAUGAUGAUGAAGAAGAUGAUGAUGACGACGAGUUAAUGAGCCCCAUUUCACGCCGUGAAUCUGCUCAGAAUAUAGAAGAUCGGGAAACUUCAACAGUGGACAUUCCGGCUGCGUCUGCGAUCGCUGGACGUGUAUCAGCUAGUCAAGACUUACCAUACAUGACUCCUCCAAUAGUUCAACCAUCAUCCCAACAUUUUAGUGGAGAUUCUCAAGAUUCCUCAAAGGGUUAUACAAGCAUAAGCGUGCGGGAACCCUUGGCAAACCUACUGCCACAAAACAUGCCGAACCAAACGACCGCCAAACGAAGACAGAUAUUGGGCGACUCACACUAUGCCACUGUGUCAGACGAUUCGGACGAGAUGUAUGCCGCGAUCGAUGAUCCUGGAAAUCAAGGCGAUCUGUACACCAGCGGGUCGGAAACGUACGCCCAAAUUCAACCGCCAAAUGCGAUGACCGUGUCGGUCGAAAUAAAUACGGGCGCGUCAAGCAGACCACAACCACCGUCAGUACAGACACUGCAUGCAACCGUAAAUGAUGCGCUUGAUUCUGCGGGUAUUUCCAGUAGCAACAAAACGAAUUCAGCAGCAUCGAAUCGUCUCAGUAAUCAUAGCAAUAUGGUAACAUCAGGUGAUGAGCACACGCAUGGACUUCCGCCACAUUUGGUACCAUCUACGGCCUCCAUCGACGGUGGAGGUUUGAGGGCACAAACUUUUGUGCAGCAUUCGCGUCAAGCAUCGUCCUCGAGCUGUACCAGUUCGGUAGGAAAUUUGGGAUCACCGAAACCAGAAAAGCGACAGGCGAACAGUCCAUUACCUCCAACUCCAAAAACGCUCAAACACCAGGCAAACAAUUUCUUCAGCACCUCGAAUCAAUCGAUGAUCGGGUCCGGUAGUGUAGCAUCAUCGAGUACUACGACUGUAACUUCGGGGCGUAAUUCCGUUGCCUCUGUAAUCGAAUGUGGCGGUGUUGGUUCAACAGCAUCCAAUCGAGAAAACAUUGGGAAUAAGCAAAGCGCCGACAUAGAUAGUACAAUGCUUACGAACGGUUCAAUAGUUAGUGGCAAACAAAAGAAAAGUCCGUCAAAAGAUUUGGAGGGAAUGUACGCCAAGGUUAUGAAAAAGAAUAAACUAUCGAAAGUACCAUCACAAAACUCGUCUCCUGUACCGCUGCGGAAAGAUGGAUCAGUUGAUGCGCAGCAUGUGAUGCAACAGCUUCUAACAGAUUCGGACAUGUCUCAGCUUAACGGUGGCGGAUCAUUGCAAGGUGGAUCUCCGAACAAAAAUAUGGUAGCAACACAGCGCAACAGCACCGCUAAUUGCCAAAACAAGGAUCCCGGUUAUGAAACCAUCCCUGGUGAUAACGUAAAGGCUGGCAUGGAAACGGCACGUAAAUCAGCGGAUUAUGCGCAGAUUCAAAAAUCGCAUCGCAUCCAUACCGCUGGUGGAGGGACAACUAUGGCGAACGUUUUUCUAGCUAGUGGUGAAGGAAAUCCAUUGAGUGCAGUCGUAGCGCAAGCGGACACCGAACCAGGGUACGAAAGUUUACCAGACACGCGUGGAAGCAUCAACGACCCCGGAUAUGAAACGCUUAACCGUGGUUCAAAUCGAACAGAAUCGGACUCGGAUCCAAAUUAUGAAAUAUUGCGACCGGCUGGUAGUAAACCUUCAACCACGAGUCAACCUUCAGGCAUCAGCAAGCUGAGAGGAGGAAGUAGUGGCGAUACAAAUCGUGACAGUGAUGGUUACAGUAGCAUACGUGAGACGGCAAAGACAGUUCAUUCAACAGUGAAAAAUGGAGCUAGAAAUCGUUUAGAUUUCGGCGCACGAAGAGCAGGUCCCGGGACAGCGGAGGAUGAAGAUACAGACAGCAGUACCCCUGGGUACAGCAGUAUCAAAGAGAAGGACGACUAUGAUCCUGGCUAUAGUGUAAUUUCGGAGCGAAAAAAUCCCCCACCAGGUCACGAUUAUGCAAGUAUAACAGAGGAAGCAAAAAAACGCAAACCAAAUAUUAACAACAACGUAGAACCGGACGACGAGUCGGAUAUAUAUUCUAGUAUACCACAUACUGCAUCAGGAACGCUGACGCUACCUUCGCCAUCGGCAGCAGUCGUUAUAGGAGGUUCCAGUCUGGGAGCCAAUUCACCUGGCUGCGCUGGUACGACUAUGGAGGCCGAUCGAACCAGUGCUGGUGCGGGUAUGGGAACACUUUCAUCAUCACCAGGAUAUUCUAGUAUAUCGGAAACCCGCACAACUCCCUCUUCGACCGAUGGUGAUGGUGAUGGUAGUACAAGUUCUCCGGACCAAUUGAUUGGAUAUAGUAAGCACAACAGCAAUACCAACACCACGGUAACGACUAACAAUAGCCUAAGUCGAAUAUCGAGCAACUACGAAUCACUCACCGGCAGUGAAUCGGACCCUAACUAUGAAUCGGUAAAAUAUCUCAAUGUUAAGGAAAAUCCCUACGAAAGGCUCCACAACGAGAGUGGCGGUGGAGCAGGAGGCAACAGUAGCGGCGGGAUAGAGUGUGUACCUAAAUCAUUAACGAAUGAUUCACUUACAACAGAUUCUGAUACAGCAACUCCGACACCGGUCACGCAAACUUCAACACCGGCAGGGAUUGCAAACGUCCGCCGAGCGAUGGGCACACCGGAUAGUGAUGGAACGGCACCUGCUGUUAGUGAUUAUUUUCAAGUGUAAUGGAUUUUGCCAACCCCGUAUUCUCUAACCAACCCAUUAAGAGCGCAUUAGUUGAAAAGUGAUUAUUUUAUCUCUAACACACAGCUUUGAUCUAUUUAUAUACAGAUAUUUAAAAAAGGCUAAUUGUUAUUUCCGCUUGUUAAAUGUGAAACGAAUGACCGAUGUUUAAUGCUACUUGACCGCAACAUUUGUCAUUGAUUGCUGCAGAGCAGAGCAGGGCUUGAUUGCGUUACGAAGAAAAACGAUAUUACUUACUCCAUUUUAAGGUACUCCAUUUUAAAACGCUUGAUCGCGACGCAACCGUGUGCUUGCGUAAUGUUUGUUAUAUACAUACAUUGCAAUUGUAACAGCUCUGUAUGUUACAAACACACUAUAUUGUGCCUGUUUUGAAGAACAUCAAUUGCAAAAAAAAUCGCAACGCACAUAUAAUAAUGGAAAGUGCUGACCGCCACAACUGUUUCCUAUGUUUUGUAUUCCCGUUUAUUGUUUUUUUUUAUUGCGCUCUUUGGUGAUCAAAACGAUCACAUGUGCAUGCAUAUUGUUGUAGUUUAUGCAAGCGGGAAAUCGAAAUCUAUGCUUGUAUCAGCACAAAGUUCGAACUGUAGACCGAGGUAACAUAGAUAGAUAAGACAACACGAAAACAAAAGAGAAAACACAAGUUGCUGGACAGCAUAAAACAAAACUUUACACUGACCGACGAUUAUUAAAUUAACAUAUUGAACUGAUCGGGAGAAAUCCCUAGUAAGUAUCCCACCAUAUAUGGACAAAUGGAAUAACGAAAAACACUUCGUAUGCGUAUUGAACAAAGAAACAAAAAGAAGCAUCGUACUGCAGCAAGAAGUGAAUUCUGAGCGUUCAUGUGAUUUACAUAUACAAUUCGCGAGAAGAAUCUUUAAAAAAUACUAAUAGUGUGUAUUGCCACUACAACGAAUGAUGCAUCAGCGGCGCAUGAGCCUCUGUUAAAGUUGGCUUAAUAUUUCAUUUCUCUACAACUGUUCAUCUAUCAAAAUAAUGUAGGCUGGUCUGGUUUUUGUUUGUUUUACCUUUAAAAAGGGCACAUUCUGAGUAACGAAUCAGUACUCCGCGUGGGUAUGUCUACACUUGCAGUUUAAUUGUACAUAUACAUAUUACGUGGUGCGUAAUGUUCACUGUACCUUAAUAUUAUGCCGCUCCUAACGAAAGUAUUGUUUACCAACAUGAAGAACAAGCUUAGUUUUAUUAUAUUUACAUUUGUUUUUUGUUUGUUUUAUUUUAAAUCCAGUCGCUUGAGUUGGUAUUUAUGUUUUGUGUAUUGUUAGUACCUCUUUUCGAUCAGCAUUAAUUAUUAUCGAUUGUUAGGAAUUGUUGCAAAGCUUUAUUUUAUUUAUAUGUGGCUAGCUCUAUUACCCGUAGCAACAUAUUUGCAUAGUAAUACAACCAAGAAGAAAAAAACAACGACUCAAACAAAUAGAAUCGAAAGAAUAAUCGAGCCAAACCUUGCAUGAACAGAGUGAGGGAGCAGGCAUAUUCGUAUUGUGUUGGUAAUAUUAUAUUUAUUACUUGUUUUAGUUCGAUCAUCUUUGAUCACUAUGAGUUUUGCGUGUUCUGUAUGCACCUUUUUGUAUGUAACAUUCCCGUUUUUUCCAGUGGCGUAAAAUAUGUGAAUAUAAAUCUUUAUACAAUAGUAAAAUGAAGAAAGAUUCAAUAAGGCUCACAAGCGAAGGAUCUAGAAACAUUGCAGCGUAUUGCAGUGUCGACUGUAUAUGUAAGACGUAAAACAUUGUUUGAACUUUAACAUGAGGAAAUGAAAAGCAAUUUAAAAAAUCUUAUACAAAACGUUACUGAAACUGCAAAGCGAAACUUUACGAGUGACAUUUAUAACCAUUUGAAUAAGUAAGUGCGAAUAACAACAAAAAACAAAAAUCGAAGAUCUAAUUAAAAUGAAUACUUACGGAAAAGCAAAUAA
Anopheles funestus (African malaria mosquito) is the source of this 5856-nucleotide messenger RNA. Its product is annotated as mucin-5AC. The transcript has 10 exons. NCBI's taxonomy places the organism in Eukaryota, Metazoa, Arthropoda, Insecta, Diptera, Culicidae. The record is from RefSeq and is a predicted model, not a curated record. Bases 519 to 3911 code for a protein of 1130 amino acids.